AUGGUGAUAAACAUUUCUAUCCCAUUUGAUGACCACGGCUUCUUUGUGCUAAUUGGACUAUGGAUAAUUCAUAUCAUCUACAACCAUUCACUACUACGUUCCCCCAUGUACUUUUUCUGGCUUUCCUGGAUGCAUGUACUCUUUUCUUCUACUGUUACACCCAAGAUAAUUAUAGAUUGUUUUUAUGAAAGGAAGACCAUCUCUUUUGAAUGUUGCAUGACACAACUGUUUACAGUACACUUCUUCACAGGGGCAGAAGUAAUUGUCUUGGCAGCCAUGGCCUAUGACCGCUAUGUGGCCAUUUGCAAGCCUCUAUUCUUCCAUUAUGACCAAAGGCUCUGUGCUGUUUUAGUGUUGGUAUCUGGGGCAGGAGACUUUUUGCAUUCUAUCAUACAAAUUAUAUUCACAUUGCAGCUGCCUUUAUGUGGAACCAAUAUUAUUGACCACUACAUGUGUGACUUGUUCCCAUUACUGAAGCUUGCCUGCACUGACACACACAUUUUUGUCCUUUUGGUGUUUGUCAACAGUGGGGCUAUUUGUAUUAUAUUCUUCUCAUUAUUGCUUGUCUCCUAUGGUGUUAUAUUGUUUUCUCUGAGAGCCCACAGUUCUGAAGGUCUAUAUAAAGCUCUCUGCACCUGUGGAUCCCAUAUUACAGUUGUGUUUUUGUUCUUUGUCCCGUGUAUAUUAAUAUAUGCAAGACCUACAUCUGCAUUGUCCUUUGAGAAAAAUAUACUUGUAUUUGUCAAUGUUUUGACACCAUUGCUCAAUCCUAUGGUUUAUACUUUCAGAAACAAGGAAAUGAUGAAUGCCAUCAGAAAAAUGUGGAAGACAUUUACAGUGGUUUCUGAUAAAUUUUAA
This is a messenger RNA of Microtus oregoni (creeping vole), 858 nucleotides long. Its product is annotated as olfactory receptor 4C15-like. Lineage: Eukaryota; Metazoa; Chordata; Mammalia; Rodentia; Cricetidae. The record is from RefSeq and is a predicted model, not a curated record. Gene Ontology annotation, molecular function: olfactory receptor activity; G protein-coupled receptor activity. Gene Ontology annotation, biological process: G protein-coupled receptor signaling pathway. The coding region runs from base 1 to 858 and encodes 285 amino acids. Gene Ontology annotation, cellular component: membrane. The transcript is spliced from 3 exons.